This is a messenger RNA of Acanthosepion pharaonis, 942 nucleotides long. NCBI's taxonomy places the organism in Eukaryota, Metazoa, Mollusca, Cephalopoda, Sepiida, Sepiidae. The record is from the annotation of a GenBank genome assembly.
AUGACCAAUUCUUUCUUUUAUUUACUUUCAUUUUCAUUUAUUCACAAAUCUAUCUAUCUAUCUAUCUAUCUAUCUAUCUAUCUAUCUAUCUAUCUAUCUAUCUAUCUUAGUCUGUUUAUAUCUAUCUAUCUAUCUAUCUAUCUAUCUAUCUAUCUAUCUAUCUAUCUAUCUAUCUAUCUAUCUAUCUAUCAGGAAACCUUCUUAGCCCAACAUGGCAUGUCACCACGGCACGCUCUUUUAAGUUAUGUAUAUCUAGCGUCACUCUUUCACAGACGCGCCGUCGCCUCUCUCUGUCUUUUCUACAAAUACUUUCAUGUUUCUUUCUUUUGUAUUUUCUUAUCUAUCUAUCUAUCUAUCUAUCUAUCUAUCUAUCUAUCUAUCUAUCUAUCUAUCUAUCUAUCUAUCCCAGUCUGUUCAUACCUACCUACCUACCUCCCAACUUACUUCUCUAUCUACCUACCAAGUCUCUUAUCAAGUCUCUUCAUAUCUAUCUAUCUAUCUAUCUAUCUAUGUAUCUAUCUAUCUAUCUAUCUAUCUAUCUAUCUCUUUAUCUAUCUAAGACUCUUCAGUAUCUAUCUAUCUAUCUAUCUAUCUAUCUAUCUAUCUUCUAUCUAUUUAUAUGAUUCUUGGUUUCUAUCUAUCUAUCUAUCUAUCUAUCUAUCUAUCUAUCUAUCUAUCUAUCUAUCCCAAUGUUCUAUUCAUACCUACCUACCUACCUACCUACCUACCUACCUCCCAACUUACUCCUCUAUCUACCUACCAAGUCUCUUAUCAAGUCUCUUCAUAUCUAUCUAUCUAUCUAUCUAUCUAUCUAUCUAUCUAUCUAUCUAUCUCAGACUCUUCAGUAUCUAUCUAUCUAUCUAUCUAUCUAUCUAUCUAUCUAUCUAUCUAUCUAUGUUCAUAUCUAUAUAUCUAUCUCAUCAUAUAUAUGAAUGGAUCUAG